Messenger RNA from Guyanagaster necrorhizus, 1164 nucleotides. RefSeq names its product actin-related protein ARPC3. Gene Ontology annotation, biological process: Arp2/3 complex-mediated actin nucleation. NCBI's taxonomy places the organism in Eukaryota, Fungi, Basidiomycota, Agaricomycetes, Agaricales, Physalacriaceae. The transcript is spliced from 6 exons. The record is from RefSeq and is a predicted model, not a curated record. Gene Ontology annotation, molecular function: actin filament binding. The coding region runs from base 1 to 1164 and encodes 387 amino acids. Gene Ontology annotation, cellular component: Arp2/3 protein complex; actin cytoskeleton.
AUGGCGCCGGAAUUAUUUUCUCUUGGACAGACGGCCAUUUCAGCCCAUGCAUUCAAUGCAAACCGGACCCAGGUCGCGGUGAGCCUCAACUCUAAUGAGGCCCAGAUUUUCUCUCGUAGAGGAUAUGAAUGGAUUCCAACGGAAACCCUCUCCGAGCAUGAUAAAGUGAUCACUUCCAUCGAUUGGGCACCGUCGUCGAACCGUAUUGUUACCGCUUCUCAGGAUCGCAAUGCCUAUGUAUGGCAGCCUAGCCCCGAUGGCAGCUGGAAGCCUACCUUGGUCCUUCUGCGCAUCAACCGCGCCGCGACGCACGUCCGCUGGAGUCCCAACGAGGACAAAUUUGCUGUUGCUAGUGGCGCUCGCGCGAUUGCAGUUUGUCACUUUGACCCCGAGAACAACUGGUGGGUUAGCAAGCUCCUGAAGAAGCCCAUCCGGUCGACGGUUCUCUCCGUGGAUUGGCAUCCUAACAAUGUUCUUCUUGCUGCGGGAAGUGCGGAUUCGAAGGCCAGGGUAUUCUCGGCCUAUAUCAAGGAAGUGGAUGCCAGACCUCCUCCAACCAUCUGGGGCUCCAAACUUCCUUUCAACACUACUUGCGGAGAAUACCCGAGUCCUGCCGGCGGAUGGGUUCAUUCCGUUGCAUUUUCUCCAUCAGGUGAUGUGCUCGCUUUUGCAAGUCACGAUAGUUCUAUCACUGUCGUUUACCCUGCCGGCGCAAUUCAUAACGUCAAGAUGACGUCUCUCCCUGUCGUUACCCUUACCUGGACUGCAGAGGACUGCAUCGUUGCCGCCGGGCACGACUGCCAACCAUUUGUGUUCAGCGGAUCAGCUGAGACUGGAUGGCAAGGUGUCGGUACUCUUGACGAUACAUCUGCAGUACACAGAUCUGCUACCCGGCCCGGCGUUGGACCCGGGAGAUUAAAGUCCGGCGCCUUUGCAACUUUCCAAGCCGCAGAUAGCCGGGGUCAGUCGAGCACCGCUGACGCCAGUGAUACGAAGCUCCUGACGAUGCAUCAAAAUACCAUCACGAGCGUUAGGCCGUAUGAAUCUGCUGGUGGAUUCGUUACGCGGGUCAGCACCUCUGGCGCCGAUGGAAACUUGGUUAUUUGGGACGUCAACGAAGUUAGUGCCUUGACUGGGAAGAUAGGCGGCUUGAGUAUGCGAUAG